UCGCGGAGGCAGCCCUGCCAUGUACCACUCUGCGUUGUAGGUUUUAUUUAAACGAUACAUUAUGAUUCAUAAGAUUACAUCUGAACACACUCGUCUAGACGAUUCUCUCGAGGGGGUAGAUGGAGAAGGGACGGAUUGGUGGAGGUUAUAAGGAUGAGGAUAUGUUCGGCUUUGACAUAUCGAUGCUGAAGUUCUAUCAGCCAGCAACGAAUAAAAAUUCCGUUCCACUUGGGGAGAGAAGUUCGUGGUCAAGAUUUCAUCGCUGAAGAUUCCUCGUGAUUUUUCAAAAAAAAUUACAAUUAAAUUUGAGAGAGAGAUUUUUGGGAGUUUAUUCACUUUCAAUUUAAGUUGAAGAAUUUUAUUUUAUUUAUAAAUCGAUGAGGACACGAGGGUCCGGGUACCGAGUUCACAUCCACGUGUCCACAAUUUUUGAAAUUAUUCAGUUGUUUGUGGAAGAACUGAGAUAAUUUCCUGGGAAAACUUGGAAAUAUCCUGGAUAGAACCGGAAAUUGGAGUAAAUUUUUGAAAAACGGGGACAAGUUCAGUAGACGGCUGUACGAAAAUCCUGGGGAGGGAAGUAAAAGUGGAGUAUCCGGAUGCUGAUAUAAAGUAAAAAUUUUUUGUCUAUCCCCUCGUAUAAUACAACACUGGGUAUUAGACGGGUCUCCCGCGGUGUGUACUUCUCCUCGCGUUUCUCUGGUGUCUCUCCAGAAUCACCGAGUAGACGGAAUUAUGCUUUCGUGCUGGCGCACCGGCCGACUCAGUUGAGACUUACGGCUCGCACCGUCAACACACCUCUCUGUUAUAAAGUAUUCACGAGUACCUUGAUAAAUCACCAGUACCAGUUGUCCCCCCCGAAUAACAUUGAAAAAUUUCCCCCAAAAACCGAGUGCUAAUCACACCUGGUAACGGGGAAUCCCCGAUUAUUUUGUGAAUUUCGGCGCCACUUGGCUGACAAAAGAUGACCUGAGACGUCUUCGGCGAAGAAGUUAAUCGACAAACUGCCGUGAAAUAGUACUACCCAUUCGAGUGUUUAAAAUCGAUAAAAAUCAUGCAUUACAAUUGUGUAAUCCUGUCGCUGUUGCUGAUCACCACGUGGAUCCGGUGUCACCCGACACCCCCAGGUGAUAUUCAGCAGCACCUUGUGAAGACAAGCAAUCGCCUCCGAAGAAAUUCCAACGGGCCCGAAGAUCCAGCACUCCCCCUCAGUCCCCGAAGACUGGAAAAAAUGCUGGAAAAAGCAAUUCUUAAGAUAAUAACCAGUGAUUUAACCAACUCCAACGUGCUGCUCCUGAAGAGUUUGAACUACAGCCUAGAAGAAGUGCUGGCAAUUCGUGAACGAGAGUUGAAUAAAAAAUUACCGCAAGAUCCUGAGCCCCUGGCAAUGGUAAAACCGGAUGGCAAGGAGAUCCUAGUGGUGAAAGGAGUCGGUAAAAAAUCACCGGAGAUGAUGGACUACGAUGCCUUCAACAGAAAAGCUGUUGAGGAUUACGAGAACAUCGGUAACAAGAUGGAGUAUGCAACGCCGUUGGAUUACGAUGAUACGAUAACACGGGAGAGGAGAAUCGAGGACAAUUCUAACGGUGGGUUUCAUGCUAAUUUUGAUCGGGCCAUGGAGCCCCACGUGGUGUUCAAAAUUCGGUACGAUGAUGCCGAGAUUGAUUCGAAUUCGUUUGAGAGGGACAACGAGCGUGUGGUGGAUUCGAAUUUGGAGGGAAUGAGGAUUUUGGGAAAGACCUCUGGAGAAGCCCCAGGGAUUCGGCAGUCUGGCCAUCCUUCCAGGACAACGAGACCCUCGGAUGAUGAUCCUACAGCGACCCUCGACGCUGGUGAAUCGACUACUGAAGACGCUGGGAUCAACGUCAACGGUGACAACGAAGUUGAUGGCAGACAUUCGGCUGCCAAGAGAAUCAGCGAGUACGAGGGCUUGGAGUGGGUCGAGGAUGAUGUUUAUCGGGUAAUACCAGAAGCCCUCAAUUACGAACUCAAUAAUUAUGAGGAGGAGAAUGAGACGAUGGAGGCGGAAUAUCAGUCUGGGAAUUCGUCGAUCGAGGAGAUGACCAAUGAUUAUUUUGGGUAUCAGGAGGACAGCAGAACGGAUAAUGGUACCGAGGGGAAUCUUACGGAUUAUCAGCAAUUAGCUGCGGCACAUCGAAGGGAGAGGAAUCAAUCGGUCGACAGUCAAGCGCAAAAUGCCAUCGAGGAGAUAAAAAUGCGGGUCCUAGCGAUGACCGGGCGAUUCAAUUUGACCACCAACAACAAUCAAGUGCAACGAGAAAAAUUGACAAUGUUUUCUCCCACUUGUGACGUCCCGAAAAAUACGGAUCCAGAAACUUGGGCUGAUUCGUUCUCGAUGAAUAUGAAUUUUAAAAUGAAUUUGACAUCGAGCGAUCACAUUGUAGCUGCUAGAUUACGAAUCUACAAGCUUCCUCAGGUAAAUCCCACCGCCUCCAGUUCUAGUAUUUCUACGGUGGACGAAGGAGAGGAGGAGGAGAAGAAAAUUCGAAUAUCUGUAUAUUAUUACACGAAGUCUCUGAAGAAACACAGAUCCAAAAAACGCCUAAUGGACUCAGUAGUGACUCCACUGACACCUGCUGGGGGUCACCUGGCGCUGGACGUGAGACAGGCAUUGAGAUUCUGGCGACAACCAUCGAGAGGAACUCACCCAAGCAGCAACAAUAAUCAUGGUAUUGUCGUGCAGGUUGAGGAUCAAGAUGGAAGACCUCUGAAGCCUGCCUUGUACAUUCACCAAGACACCUGUCACACGAACGCCGAGGAUGCAGAUGAGAAGGCAUACCAACGCGUCCCUGCAAUUUUCCUCCAAGCCUGUUCUCGUUAUGUUCGAGUCGUAAAUGGCGAAGCUGUCACAUACGUCAACUGUAAAAAUCUGAGAACCUCUCAGCACUGACGAGACAAUUGAAUUUUUUAAUUUUUUGAUUGAUCCACGGAGGUAUGAGAAAUUCGGCGUCCGAGAGCUGAGGAAAAGUGACACAAGGUGCUCUCUAUGUUUUCCGGUUCGUGAGGAUUUUCACAUAGACUGCUUAAUCUCUAUUUUUUUAUCCCCAGAUGAGAAAUAUACGAUUAUUUAAAUGUUCACAGGCUAAGGUUAAUUUUAAUACUGAUUUUUCAAGAUAAUAAUCUGGAUAGUUAUUCAUAUCAUUAUUAUGUAAAUAGCGCUGGAAAGAUUUUCGAUGUAAUUUGCGUAAUUAUAAUUUCAUUUUCUAUUAUUCUUUUUAAUGACUGAAUUCGGAGUGUAAACUUUUUUUUUCUGCGUUGACAGGGCACGUAGUUAAGUAUCAUUUGUCAGAUGUAUUGAACAUAAGUAUUGUAUAUAAUGUAUAUUGUAUUUUCCUCCUUGCAUUGAAUAAACUUACGUCCAACAAAAA
Molecule: messenger RNA, 3386 nt
Organism: Diachasmimorpha longicaudata
Lineage: Eukaryota; Metazoa; Arthropoda; Insecta; Hymenoptera; Braconidae
Exons: 6
Coding region: 1052-2908 (618 amino acids)
Source: RefSeq, a predicted model, not a curated record